AUGACCACUUUUCUCAACUCUCCAAACACCCCCUCCAAACCCGCACAUACAUUCUACCAUGACGACAGCGCAUCUCGGAGCCACAAGGCAAAUCUGUCUGGCGCAACUAUGCUGGACUUGUUGAGUGGCCCCGAAGGAUCCAUCGCCGCAGCAUAUGAGUCUUCGAGCAUGCACCAGCGUUCUUCCAGGUCAAGGCGGCCAUCCCAAGCCUCGAUCACCAAAUCUCAAUUGCGCCAGACGAACCGCACUCUGAUUGAGAUCAUACACAAUGUUCAGGCCGAGCUAGCGACACAGAGAGAGGCAAUGCUCGACAUGCAAACGCGAAUCCUCCAGCUCGAAAGUGCCUCGCAGAUAUACAACCAGGACCUUGGCCCGCGUCAUACAAUCGCCGGCCACCGCAAACGGUCUCAAAUCAGAAGCGCAGAGGGCGCUACACGCGAAACGCAGGGACGUUGGGACGCAUACCAGAAAGAUGUAGACAUGCUUGGCCCUCCUCUUAUCGCGAACGAGUUCUGGAAGUCACCUAGUCGUUUCUCUGGCUUCAACUUCAACUUCGAUCUACUUGAGACGAUACCGAAGUCUCUACACCCCCCUCCUCCAGAUGUGGAUGAUGUUCCGAGUCUUUCUCCAGAUGAGCAGCCAGAAACAUAUACGCCAGGGCUUCGCCGGAUUCCCGCCAGAAUUACCCGGAUCAAGACAUCCGAUCCCACUACGAUGUAUCAUGAUGCGGUGAGCGACAUCAAAGAACACGUCGUAGAGUUCGAAAAAAUCAAUGCCCCCAUGCCUGUCAAGCUCCAGACACCGCCACGAAGUUCACGCAGCAAGUUGACAUCGAUGUACAGCCGGGAUGAUGAAAUUACGGCAUUACCCCGGAUUCCCUUCCAGCCGGCACCAAGCACACAUAACUCACAUCGCAGCUUGAUGGGUAUCAAAAGCUUGCUAUUGUACAGGACAUCAUCGAGGAGUCAGAAAUCUGACUACCCUCCAUCGGAUCAUCGACGUUCAGGCUCUUCUUUACGCUGUUGA
This is a messenger RNA of Alternaria conjuncta, 1026 nucleotides long. RefSeq lists its product as uncharacterized. The transcript has a single exon. NCBI's taxonomy places the organism in Eukaryota, Fungi, Ascomycota, Dothideomycetes, Pleosporales, Pleosporaceae. The record is from RefSeq and is a predicted model, not a curated record. The coding region runs from base 1 to 1026 and encodes 341 amino acids.